AUGGGCUAUCCAAGUUUCACCGUCGAGGUCGUCCUCUACUAUGUCACCCUUGCGCUCUUCUUUGCCAUCGGCUGCUACGCCGGCUUCCGCGCCCGCAACCAAACCAAGGACUCUUUCCUGAGUGCCCGCGGCACCCAGGGCUGGUUCUCGCUCGGCGCCAACUUUUUCGCCUCGGGUCUGGGUGUCUGGACCAUCUUUACUCUUCCCCAGGUCGGCUCCGACCCCCAGCUCGGUGUCGUCGGCGCUGUCGGCUAUGCCAUUGCCUGCAUUGCGCCCAUCCUUCUGCUGGCCUGGAUGGGUCCCGCUGUCCGCCGCUGGGCCCCCAACGGCGUGACCGUCACCGAUUUUGUGCUCAUGCGCUUCGGCUGGUCGGGCCUCUUCCUGACCGUCCUGAUCUCGAUCGUGUACAUGACUGUCUAUCUGUCCUCGGAGCUGACUGCUCUCGGUGGUUUCCUGAGCUUCUGCGGCUUCAGCACCACCCAGCAGAUCAUUGCCCAGGUCAUUGUCUGCAUUUGCACGGCCACCUACACCGCCGUCGGUGGCAUGCCUGCCAGUCUGAUCACCGACAAGUUCCAGUCCUUCACUGUCCUGGCGCUCUUUGUGAUUGCCUCGAUCGGCUUUGGCCUCAACGUCACCAUCCCCGCCAGUGCCCCUCAGCAGUCGAACCUGUACCCCACCCGCGUCGGCUGGGAGUCGAUCGUCACCCUCACUUGCGCCGUGACCUUUGCCAACAUCUUCCACCAGGGCUACUGGCAGCGCGUCUAUUCCUCAAAGGACGACCGCGAGCUCCGCAACUCGACCUACUUUGCCUCGGCUCUCACCUUCCCAAUGUUCCUGCUGAUCGGUCUUGCCGGCACCCUCUCGGUGUGGGCCGGCCUGACGCAGCAGAUGGAUGGCGGCGACUACAAUGCGCUCUUCAAUGUCACGGCCACCCUCCCCGACUGGGUCAAUGGAUUUGUGGUCAUCCUCGUUUCGGCCCUGAUCUGCUCCUCGGUCGACACCCUCCAGAGCGCGCUCACUGCCUCGAUCGUCAACGACCUGUCCCAGCGCAAGCUCAACCUCAAGUGGGCUCGUCUGAUUGCUGCCCUCAUCAACGUCCCUGCGCUCUUGAUUGCCGCCAUGAACGCACCUAUCCUCAGCCUGUUCCUGAUGGCCGACCUGUUUGCCGGCAUGAUUGCUGCCCCGAUCCUGAUCGGCUUCAUCCCGUCGCUGCGCCACGUCGUCAACGGCUUUGACUUUUUGCUCGGCUUUGUGGGCUCGAUUCUGUCGGUCUUCUUCUUUGGCUGGAUCUGGGAGGGCAACGCGAUGGCGGGUCUCCUCUUGCUGAUGCCCCCGCUGUCGGUCCCCGGCGAGUCGAUCGGCGCCUUCCUGAUUGCGCCCAUCGCCGGCAUCUUCUUCUCGGUGCUGUCGGCCUACAUCCGCCGAGGCAUUCGCCGCCUCCGCGGACUCGAGGUCAACGUUGAGCUGACUGGCCGCCCCACUAUCUGGUACGGCUACAACGCCGAGGACAAGCCCAAGCCUGACGAAGACGCCCUCAAGGCCACGGUGACCCCCAGCGUCUGA
This is a messenger RNA of Polychytrium aggregatum, 1563 nucleotides long. RefSeq lists its product as uncharacterized. Gene Ontology annotation, biological process: transmembrane transport. The transcript is spliced from 4 exons. NCBI's taxonomy places the organism in Eukaryota, Fungi, Chytridiomycota, Chytridiomycetes, Polychytriales. Gene Ontology annotation, molecular function: transmembrane transporter activity. Gene Ontology annotation, cellular component: membrane. The coding region runs from base 1 to 1563 and encodes 520 amino acids. The record is from RefSeq and is a predicted model, not a curated record.